UGCCGUGCUCCAUGCCCUCUGAAUAUGGGGAGCCAUGGGAAGUCCCGCCGGCCAGAAAGCCUCAAGGCAGUGCUGCUUGCACAGCUUCGCAAUCGGCAAGCAUCUGAAAAGGAGCUGCAGAAGGCGUUAUCCAAGCUUCGUCAAAGAAGCUGGCUGACUGGUGCGAAGGAGUAUGCCAUUGCUAUGGGAAGCUUGGGGCGCCGAUCACUGUGGCUGGAGGCCUUUGCCUUGUGGAAGGAGAUGCAAUUUCGCUCUUUGGAGUCCGACAUUGUCCUGUGGAACUCGCUGGCAAGCGCUGCCAAUGAUGCUGGCAGGUGGCCACAAGCGCAUGCUCUCUUGAAGCAGGCCCCUGCCGCCAACCUGCCAUUGACUACUGUGUCCCUGACUACGCUGGCACAGAGGCAAUGGUGGGAGUUUUCGCUGCUGCUCUUGCAAACGGCCGAAGACCUCGGUAUGCACACCAGUGCUUUGUGCAAUGCAGCUAUCAGUGCUUGUGCUGCGCAACAACUAUGGCAGCGAGCCGUAUGCCUUUUAAGCUUGGCGCGGAAAGCGCCACCCGGCGCAGAUGUCAUUGCCUUCAGUGCUUGCAUCACUGCCUGUGAAGGAGCGCAUGCGUGGCAAAAUGCGCUGGCCAUUUUCGGCCUUUUAGGCAAGGCAGACGCUGUGGCAUACAGCGCGUGUAUCAAUGCUUGUGGUCGAGGCCAACAGUGGCAAACCGCCCUGGGUCUUAUGCAGGAGAUGCGGUCUUUGUUUCUGAAGCCCAAUGCGGUGACUUGGACCUCCCUGACUGCAGCAUGUUCUCUUGGCGCUUGGACCCAAGCGUUAGCAAUGCUUGCUGUAUCCAAGACCCAUCAGGCUUUGAGUGCCGUGGUCACUGGUGCCACCAUUGCUGCCUGCGAGGUUUGCAGGUACUGGCGACAAGCUUUGGGCUUGGUGGAGGACUUGAAUGCAGUUGCAGUCGAUCCAACCAUCGUAACCCGGCACGCAGUUGACACAAAACAUGGACAAGUUGUUUUGGAAUCGCUUUGGUAUUACAUUUUCCGUCAGAGAGCUGGAAGCAAUGUCUUCUCUUAGUGCCAGUUGUUUGUGGUCUUGAAGCUUGUCUCCCAGUCUGUAUUUGACGCCAGAGUCCUUUUAAUCCGAGUUGGUUGCCAGCAGAGGGUUUGAAAGAAGCCUUGCCUUGUCGAAGAGGAAUGCAAUUGACUGACGUUCGUGCCUUUUUGCGCAAUCCAACCGCUCUGACACCGUUCCUUUCAGUCGGCCCCUGGUCCUCUUCCCCCGAAAUUGGCUUCCCAAGCCUCGGUUCCGCCCUGGAUCGUCUAGCCUGAGACAAACAUUGCCGAUGACUUCCGUAUUGCCUCAUGAUAUGAGGAGCGCCCCGUUCGUAGCGUCCUUGCUUUGUUCGUAGCGACGCCCUUUGUUACUAGUAGAGAUGCCCUUGCUCCUAGUAGCAAAAAGGCUAUGAUGUUCCUAUUGAGCCAAAUCAAGUCUCAGCAUAUCCAGAAAGAUGUUUUUUUUGCGUUCAAUGCGCAAACAUCACCACUGUGAAGUUGGACGGUUCACCAGUUGCCAUACACGUUCUGUAAGAGACCGA
Molecule: messenger RNA, 1594 nt
Organism: Durusdinium trenchii
Lineage: Eukaryota; Dinophyceae; Suessiales; Symbiodiniaceae
Source: the annotation of a GenBank genome assembly